Molecule: messenger RNA, 573 nt
Organism: Dendrobium catenatum
Lineage: Eukaryota; Viridiplantae; Streptophyta; Magnoliopsida; Asparagales; Orchidaceae
Exons: 2
Molecular function (GO): nucleic acid binding; RNA-DNA hybrid ribonuclease activity
Source: RefSeq, a predicted model, not a curated record
AUGAUAUUUCACCUCUCCGGUGCGAGCAAGAACAAGUCUAUUCACGGUGGCUUGGAGGAUUGUGUAUCUCAUCUAGCUGCUAAUGCAGUUAGCUUUGCAGCUGCCUCUUUUAAUUUUGAUCAUAUAUGGGAGAGUUGUGAUACUAAUCAGCAUGUGAAGCUGCCUCACAAUUCUUGGUAUCCCCCUCCUCCUGGAUGGAUCAAAGUUAACUUGGAUGCUUCGUUAUCUUCUUCUAAUGUGGCAGGCAUAGGCGGCAUUUUUCGUGAUAGGAAAGGAAGGUUCCUAAGUGCUUUUGGGGUUAGCUUGGUACAUUGGGACUGCUCUCAAUUGGAUAUUCUUUAUGUUUCUUUUCUGGGCAAAUUUAUUCAAGAUUGGACGUAUGAUUGGAAUGGCAUUAUCAUUGAGGGUGAUAACUUGAAUGUUAUCAAAUUCUUUCAGAAUACCGUGAAUAAGGUGGAAAUUGAGGUGGAGAACUUGAGUCUGAAGGAUUUCCUCUUCGUUGGAGAUUUCAACCGAGUGACUUUUCAGUAUGUGAAAAGAGAUGGUAAUAAAGCUAUCGAUAUGUGUGCUAAG